AUGACCUCGUCGGCAUCGACGGAUCUGGGCGGUCAGCAGCACCGUAAGGUUUUCAUGAUUUUUUUUGAACUUAUUCUGAACCACUGGAACCAAAAAAUCAACGAUUGCGAGAGGGGGCCGGUUGAGCGUGGCAAAUCGUGUUGUUGGGCUCGUCGGAGAGUUGUACAGUUUCGGUAUGAACUCCUGAUUCUGCCUCUUGUUUUUUUCUUCUAUUUUCUCCUUCAGCGAGUGGUGACGCGACGAAGUAGCGCGAUCGAAGCAUUGGAAUUAGCGGCAGAACUGGAUGUGCGUCUGCAACAGUGGUACUGCUGGGACUGGGAAACCGGUGAUACUCUGAGCAGAUGCGGUUUGCAGCAGCUAUUGGCGGAGUGCAUGCGGUUUCUGCGUGGGUUUCGGCUGAGAAUGGAGGGAAGCAGAAGAAUCUGA
Messenger RNA from Vicia faba (fava bean), 426 nucleotides. The record is from the annotation of a GenBank genome assembly. NCBI's taxonomy places the organism in Eukaryota, Viridiplantae, Streptophyta, Magnoliopsida, Fabales, Fabaceae.